Condylostylus longicornis is the source of this 4206-nucleotide messenger RNA. RefSeq lists its product as uncharacterized. NCBI's taxonomy places the organism in Eukaryota, Metazoa, Arthropoda, Insecta, Diptera, Dolichopodidae. The record is from RefSeq and is a predicted model, not a curated record. The coding region runs from base 742 to 4206 and encodes 1154 amino acids. The transcript is spliced from 2 exons.
UGAAUUUUUUGAAGCUAGUAGUGCAAAACGGUUUCGGUAUCGGUUCGCGUUUCGCGCCAAUGGAAUAAGCGGAGUAAGUGGUUCUGGAGUAUGUGGCUGGCUAACAGAAAAUUAAUUAUUUAUAUUUUUGAGGCAACAGAUUAUUUAAAAAAAAAAGAAAAAUAAUAAUAAAAGAAAGAAGAUUUUAAGGUUGAAAGUAUCUUGUGCGAUUUGAUCAAAACGCGGUAAUAAUUAUAAUUGAAAUUACAAAAAAAAAUUUAAUUAAAAAAGGAUCAUAACUCUAUCAUUGGUGGUUGCACAUAUUACUAAUCUAACAUUCAACAACAUUUUAAGAUUAUUAGUUCGAACAAUAGAAGCGUUGUUUUUCGCGCGGGGAUUCCGUUUUUUAAAAAGUGAAUUUAUGAGUUAACAACUUCUAAUGAAAGAAUUGUGCAAUAAAUUGAUUGAAAGUGUUGUGUGAAAUAAGUGAAUUGUAAUAUAAUUAAAAUUAAUUUAAUACUGUACGGUAUCGAUUAUUUUUCGGUAAAGUUAAAAAAAAAAAAAAUAUAUAUAACUUUUCUACAAAAUAAAAACUUUGUACAAAGCAAAAGUUAACUGGGUUCUUGAAUAAAAUUGUUCGUUUGAUUAAUAAUAAGCGUUUAUUUUUUUAUUGCCCGUAUUCGUUUACUUUUGUAUUUGUUCCUUUUACAUUAACGUAAAGGGAUAUUUUCGUGACACACUUUUUUUUUGAUACUAUAUACAAUGGACAAAUUAAUUAAGCUUCAAUUAGCGGACAAGUUUUUGAUCGAGGAAAUAGUCUCACAUUUUCUGGAUGACACACGUGAAAGCAAGCCGAAGGCGUUUUACAGGGAAGCUCUAGAUGACAUAGGGGGCCUGUAUGCGGAGCUGAAGAAGAGACAUAGACAAAUAUUGGUUGCAUCAUACACUGACAAACAUAAACAUCAAAUGAUAGAAGCUGAAAUGAAAAGCAAAUUCCCAGAGAAACCACCGGAGCUAAAGAAGGACCCAAAUCAAAGUAUAAGCCAAAGGGUGGAUGUUCCCAAUAUUUCAAUAAAUUUGCCAAAAAUCACCUUGGCAAAAUUUGACGGCGAUUAUCAAAAGUGGCCUUCGUUCUAUGAUCUUUUUAAAUCUUUGGUCCAUAAUAAUGAGAUGAUUCCAGCGGUCCAGAAAUUACAGUACCUCAAAUUGCACCUUUCCGGUGAACCAGAGCAUUUAUUGAGAGCCUUUCAAGUAACAGAGGAUAAUUAUGCUGCCGCAUUCAACAUGUUGAAAGAAAGAUAUGACAACAAGCGAGUAUUAGUUAAUACUCAACUUAAAUUGCUGCUCAAUCAAAGCUUUGUAAAUCAGGAGACGGCUACGGCAGUUAAAAAAUUACUGGACACUACUAAUGAAUGCUUACAGGCAUUAAAGAAUCUACAAAUAGAUGUGGAGGGCUGGGAUCCUAUAAUAGUUUAUCUCAUCGUGCAAAAACUGCCAACCGAGACACAUCAGCUAUGGGAACAGAGCGUCAGCGCGGAGAAUCAAUUACCAACUUGGCGACAAUUGGAAAGUUUCCUUGAAACUCGAUUUCGGACAUUGGAGGCUAUAUCAACGAGGCGAUCUUCAUCACAUUAUAGACCUAUACAAAACGAAGCUAGUAAGCACAGGAAUAGUUGCGCUUUGCAUGCUGCUACGGAUGCAACGGCGAAUAGUAACCCACCUUGCCCUAUUUGUCGGAGCCCACACAAGGUGAAGCAAUGCAAAAGAUUUUUGGGAUUAAGGCAAAACAAAAGAUUGGAAGCUGUUAAAGGUAGGGGAUUGUGUAUCAACUGUCUUAAUUCUGGACAUAUGAUGACCACUUGCCCUAGUCAACAGAGUUGUUUUAAAUGUCAUCAACGACAUCAUACCCUAUUGCAUAGGGACAACGAAGAAAUUGGGGAUCGAAGCCUAUCACGGCGACAGCAGCAGACCGCAGUCGCGUCACAAGUACGUGCGCACUACGUCUCACAUGAUCCAUCACCUCCAACCACGGCGGGUGAAAUUUCGUCAUCGGUGCCAGCAUUCGUACCCGGCAGCAACAGCCAUGUUCACACUUGCGGCACAUCGGAUGCACACACACGACAGGUUCUACUGGCCACUGCGUGCAUUAAAAUAGUAUGUCCAGCAACGGGACGCUAUCAGAGGGCGAGAGCUCUAAUCGAUCCUGGUUCGCAGAGUUCUUUCAUCACCGAAUCAGCGGUUCAGAAUUUGAAAUUACGGAAAAACAGAACAAUAACAAAUAUACACGGUGUAUCAGAAAGCAACAUUGGCAAAUCACUAGCAAAAGUGGAUGUCAUUAUACGAGAUCUAGGAGAUUCCAAGCAGGUGCGAACUUCGGCAUUGGUUCUCAAGAAACUGACCAACUUGCUACCAGAGCGUAAUAUUCAAACCAAGGAGUGGUCACACAUAGACGGAUUGAUCCUAGCUGAUCCAAGUUAUUUUGCGAUGGGAAAAAUAGAUGUACUCAUCGGAGCAGACAUUUUUGGCCAAAUUAUUUUGGAGGGACUAAGAAAGGGUCCCCCUGGUGCAUCAAUUGCUCAAAAAUCUAUUUUUGGAUGGAUCAUAACGGGCAAUGUCGAUCAACAAAGUGUCAACACGACAUCAACAGAGACGUUCCACAUCCAAUCCGAUUUGGAUGAUAGUAUCAGAAGGUUCUGGGAGUUAGAAGAAGUACCGGAACAAACAAUAUAUACAGAAGAAGAAUUAUUAUGUGAAAAGCAUUUUUCUGAAACAUUUCGUAGACUUGAGGAUGGACGCUAUCAGGUUGAGUUACCUUUUAUACCAGGUGAGCGUCCCAUAUCACUUGGAAGUUCAAGACACAUUGCGAUUGCCAGGCUUUUCGGCAUGGAGAAGCAAUUUUCAAAAAAUGAGGUAUUGAAAGACAACUACAACAAGUGCAUAACUGAAUAUUUGCAGAUGAACCAUAUGGAGCAAGUGAAUUCAAUGGAAUUAAAAAAUCAACGACAACAAAUCAUCUCGAAUUAUUUGCCACAUCACGGCGUCAUUAAAGAAAGUAACUCAACUACAAAACUACGAGUGGUUUUUGAUGCAUCACGGCCUACUUCAAAUGGUUCAUCAUUAAAUGACAAGACAUUAAAGGGCCCGGUCAUACAAGAUGAUUUAUCUACUCUUCUAUUACGUUUUCGAAAAUAUAAAAUUGCAUUUACAGCAGAUUUGGAGAAGAUGUAUAGGCAAAUCCGAAUCGCACCGCAACAUGCCGAUUAUCAAAGGGUAGUCUGGAGAGAUUCUCCGAGACAAUUAAUUCGUGACUACAAAUUGACUACAGUAACAUUUGGUACAAAAUCAGCACCGUUUCUAGCAACACGAGUAUUAAAACAGUUGGCGAUAGAUGAAAAGGUAAACUAUCCUAUUGCAUCAAGAAUAACGUUGGAUUCAUUUUAUGUGGAUGAUCUGCUGUCGGGUGCGGAUUCUAUCGAAAGGGCAUUGGAAAUGCAAAAACAAUUAUUGAACAUGAUGACUUCGGGCGGAUUCUCAUUGCGCAAGUGGUCAUCAAACGCAGCUGAGCUACUAGAAGCCCUUCCACAAGAACAUCGAGAAAUCAAUUGGCCUUUAAAAAUUGAAGAAGCUGAAACCGUGAAAACAUUGGGCAUACAAUGGGAUCCAGCAAACGACCAAUUUUCGUAUAAAAUUUCCCUACUGGAAAAUGAUUCACAGAAAUGGACAAAGCGAACAAUAUUGUCGGAGGUUUCAAAACUAUUCGAUCCUUUCGGCUGGUUGGCACCUUGUAUCAUUAUAGCCAAGAUAAUGAUACAAAAAUUAUGGCUUUCGGGUUCAGGCUGGGAUGAUGAGGUAGAAAGGAGCUUGCACGAUGAAUGGCAGAUCUACAGGAAGACUCUUGUUCAUCUGGAAGCACUACGUAUGAACAGGUGGUUCUACUAUUCAACAUCAGCAAAUAAAAUAGAAUUACAUGGAUUUUGUGAUGCUUCGAUAAAGGCGUAUGCUGCGGUGGUCUACCUGGUUGUCAUAGACGAAAAGGGAAGCCGAAAAACUAGCAUGUUAAUUGCAAAAUCAAAGGUGGCUCCAAUAAAAACAAUAUCUUUGCCAAGACUAGAGUUGAGCGGCGCGGCAUUAUUGGCGAAACUUAUGAAAUAUGUCCAGCGAGUAUUGAAAAUUGAAAAUAUAUCGAAGGUGCAAGCUUGGACGGAUUCAGAGAUCGUGUUGGCUUAG